CACAUCGCGCUGUAUAAUAGGUUCUGCGUUCGCUCCUUGGACCCUAUGUAUAUAUACACAGUUAUCUAUGACGGAAUUAGUAAGAUCUGAUUGCCAGGUAGAGUGGUCGCGUUACAGGGAGGAUAGCGUUGCCAUUGACGCGCCAUCACCAACGCACGCACGCGACAGUGUCGCACGCACGUUCAACCGUUCACACGACAUGCAGCGACGCUGUGAUAUAUUAGUUUAUUGUGCGGCUACCGUUUAUUAGUGAGCUCACUCUGUGUACGGCGGGUACAUCGUACGCCGGUUUACUAUAGUGACGAUUUAUGCUUCCUGACUAUCGGGAGUUUUUAGAUAACGAACGCUGAUAUUUACAGGCGUUCCGUAUGAGAGCAGUGAACAUGUCGCCAGCGAUCACUCGUUACGGCCUAACAUGGACGGCUGGCGCUGUUAUCGUUCUCAUGCUGCUGCUGUCGGCCUCUAGUGGUAACGGGGCAUGUCCGUCGUCUGCCAGCAUCCAUCCGUGCUUCUGUGAGGAGACAGAGGACGCCCAGCUGCUGGUGACGUGUAAGAACGGACGGGCAGACGAAGUGUUCCUCGCCAUCGGGAAUAUCCAGGAUGUCGUUGAAGAGCUGAGGAUCGAGUACUGCGACGACAUGACGACGGUUGCUAGUGACGCGUUCGGCGGAACGUCGGCUAGGAAACUGUUCAUGGUUCACAGCGGAAUAGAGGAAAUCGCGGCCGGAGCUUUCAACGGCCUCGAAGUCGAUUUAGUCGAGUUGAAUUUGGGUUGGAAUAAUUUGCGAUCCUUUCCUUCUAAAGCAAUAACGGGCUUCCAAACCCUGACUUCUCUUACCCUAUCUGACAACGCAAUUAGUGAGAUAAAGAAACAAGACAUCGUCAGCAUGAAUGAUCUACAAAUGCUAGACCUGUCCCGCAAUCAGAUAGCAUACAUUGAAGACAGCGGGUUCUCUGGAUUAAAUAACUUGGAAAAAUUAUACUUGGAGUCAAACGAGCUGACGGAGAUAAGGGCUUCAAUGUUCGAUAACCUUAGCGAUCUGCAAGCUCUCAGUUUAGGAAGAAACAAACUGAAACAUAUCACCGCAUCUGCAUUUACGCAAGUUAAAAACUUGGUUAGCUUGACCUUAGAAUUACAGGAGAUAGCUAAAGUAGAGGCAGGCGCGUUCGAUGGCCUCGUAUUCCUUCAAUCAUUGAACCUGUUCACUAACGACAUCAGUGAACUAUCCCCAGACCUGUUUAAUGAUCUAACUAGUUUAACAUCCCUCGACCUUCACGUUAAUAACAUUACGAUGAUAGCAGGAGAAACGUUCCAAAACCUGGCUAGCCUCCAAUACCUUAAUCUCGCGUACAAUAAAAUAUCGGACCUCAGUGCAGCGAGUUUUAAGGGACUCAGCAAUUUGACGCAUUUGAUAUUGCUGAGUAACCAGCUCGAAGCGUUUCCCGAGGGAAUAUUUGAUGACCCGUUAAUGCUAAACUACCUGCAUCUUGGAAACAACCCAAAGCUGUCGAUACCUGCCGGCUGCUUCACACAAUUAGAAAGCCUGCUCAUCCUAUACCUAAGCAACCUCAAUAUAGAACAGCUAGCAGCGGGCACUCUCGCAGGUUUGUUUACACUCGAGUAUCUCUACCUGGAGGGAAGCGGCAUCAACGCCAUAGAAACUGGAGCAUUCGCCGACUUGCACAGUCUCCAAAACCUUUACCUGUCCCACAACCAGCUGCAGAGUUUACAACUGGGCGCCUUCGAUGGCCUGACCAAGCUCCGCAGGUUAGAACUGGAUCACAACACGCAGCUGAUGCUCAUAGAUGGCGCUGCGAUGCACGUAAUGGAGGACACGCUAGAGUAUCUGACGCUGAACAGCGGCCAGCUCGACGAGAGAGUGUUCGCCGCUCUCCGCUCCAUGCGCAAACUCCAACAACUCGACAUUGGUAGCAAUCUGAUAGAGUCGCUCCCCGCAGCCGCACUCCGUGACGCGACAUCGCUCGCGUGGCUGGGCUUGGAUGGCAAUGCUAUAGAGUUCGUCUGUCCGAGCGCGCUAGAAGGACUGGCCAACCUGAAGACGCUGUCGAUGAACUUUAACUCGUUGAUGUCGAUACCUGAUUACACGUUCGGUGAACACUAUCCUCCGCUACACACUGUAGAGCUGCAGGGUAACCCCCUCGCCUGCGACUGCCACCUAACGCACCUGCUACCUACGGACAACUUGCGAGGUGAGUGCAGUUCUCCGGCCAGCAUGCAGGGAAGGCUCCUGUACGAGCUGCAGGCGACCAACCUCACCUGCGCAAAACCGUACGUCCCAGCCGACGUUCAGGGCAGAUGUGCGACGGGUCACAUACAGAUGCAAGUGACCGCCGUCAUGGACACACUCGCCGAUGUUACGUGGACUUACAUACCAGCACCCAGCGAUGCGACGCGGCCAAUAGAGGACUGGCAUCUGCAGCAGUACUUCGUCGCAGCAGCCGGCGAGCUAGACUCCGGCCUUACGUAUCUUCAGGAGCAGCGCGUCGAGCUUGAGUCGGCGUUAGAGAAGCAAGAAACGAACACGUUCGCCGGACUACUGCCGUCCACCGGCUACCUGCUCUGCAUACACGCCUUCACUGACCAGUACGGCGCUGACGACGACGACGACUCGCUGCUGGAGAGCGAGUGCGUGAACGUACGGACGUUGUCCACCCCCGCGCUGACGUUCGCAGGUGACCAGCUGGCUGUCUAUAUAGUGACGACCGUCGCGCUAUACACGCUGAUCGUGUUCCUCGUCUGCAUGGUCUGUUACUGUCGGGCGAAAAACAACAGCAGUAAGAAGACGCGCGCCGACACGCGCGACAGUGUCGGCGAUGGCGACGUACAUAAUAUUAUGUAUGACGUACAUACGGUGCCGGAACCGGAUCCGAGCGCCGUUACGAGUUUCUGACGGUAUCCCGGACACGAAGCGCCCUCUGUAGACGCGUCUUCGCUUCAUGCAGACGAGUUCCUACUGCUGCAUGAUUACAAUAAAGACAAUGAUGUGGAUGAGCGAGUAGAGCGAGAUUCCGACGUGUUGGCGUGGAUGAUGCUAUUAGGAUUAGUACCAGUUUUUCUAUUAUCCUUUUUCAUCGGUGCCUUCCUUAAAAGGUGGCGGCGACGUAAUAUCUCGUACACAUGACCAAUUAAAUAGAUGUGUGAUUUUUUACAAUUGUGAUAAAAAAAUCUAUUGUAUCUCAACAAAUUUAAAUGGUUUUUUAUUCGUAGUAGAUAUUUAUGAUAAUUAUCAGACAGCAAUGGAAAGAAAAGCAUAUAUUGCCCAAAGAGGGGUAUUUUUUAAAUAACCGUUAUAUUCUUUUGUAAACGAAUGCGCCCAAACUAUUCAGCAUUACCAUCCAGUAUUCCGUGUUAUCAACUCGUCUGGUGUGACGUUGAAGAGACGAUGGAACCAUGAGAAUUAGACGCGUAACAUUGCAUUGUAUAUACUAGGAACUAUUAAGCCGGAAAACGUGUUAUUAUAAAUACGUCGGUAAUAAAACUCAUCGUAAAGUA
Priapulus caudatus is the source of this 3514-nucleotide messenger RNA. Its product is annotated as leucine-rich repeat-containing protein 15-like. The coding region runs from base 369 to 2912 and encodes 847 amino acids. Gene Ontology annotation, molecular function: transmembrane signaling receptor activity; protein binding. The record is from RefSeq and is a predicted model, not a curated record. The transcript is spliced from 2 exons. Gene Ontology annotation, biological process: immune response; toll-like receptor signaling pathway. Lineage: Eukaryota; Metazoa; Priapulida; Priapulimorpha; Priapulimorphida; Priapulidae. Gene Ontology annotation, cellular component: membrane.